AUGCCGUCGUUCCUUCUGCUGCUGUUGCUGCUGCUGCUGGCCUCCACACCAGGGUCUUGGGUGGGGGAGCAUCUUCAGCAGAGGCUCAAGUCCCAAGGGGGAGAGGGAGGUGAGGUGGUGAGUCACACAACCGGAGCAUGUCUUUCACAGGCUCGAAAUGUGAGGCGCCAGAGUGAUACCUGGGGUGCCUGGGGCGAAUGGAGCCCCUGCAGCCGGACCUGCGGAGGAGGCGUCAGCUCCCGGGAGCGCCCCUGCUACUCCCAGAGGAGAGACGGAGGGACCAGCUGUGUGGGUCCCACGCGCAGCCACCGCACCUGCCACACCGAGAGCUGCCCAGAAGGCGCACGGGAUUUCCGGGCCGAGCAGUGCUCAGAGUUUGAUGGCACCGACUUCCAGGGCCGGCGCUACCGGUGGCUGCCCUACUACGCAGCCCCGAACAAGUGUGAGCUGAGCUGCAUUCCCAAGGGGGAGAAUUUCUACUACAAACACAGGGAGGCCGUGGUGGACGGGACACCCUGUGAGCCUGGCAAGCGGGACAUCUGUGUGGAUGGCAUCUGCCGAGUUGUUGGGUGUGAUCACAAGCUAGACUCAAUCAAGCAGGAGGACAAGUGUCUGCAGUGUGGGGGUGAUGGCUCAACCUGCUACCCUGUCACAGGAACCUUUGAUGCCAAUGAUCUCAGCAGAGGCUACAACCAAAUCUUCAUCAUCCCUGCCGGGGCAACCAGCAUUCACGUUGAGGAAGCUGCUGCCAGCAGGAACUUCCUGGCCGUCAAGAGCGUCCACGGAGAGUACUACCUCAAUGGGCACUGGACCAUUGAGUCAGCCCAGGCCCUGCCGGUGGCCAACACAGUCCUACAUUACGAACGGGGCAUGGAGGGGGAUCUAGCCCCUGAGCGGCUCUGGGCACGGGGUCCAACCUCGGAGCCCCUGGUCAUCGAGCUCAUCAGCCAGGGGCCCAACCCCGGUGUAUACUGUGAGUACUACCGGCCAGUGGAUGACCUCGACCGAGCCUUCAGCUGGAGCCACGGCUCCUGGAGUGACUGCAGCGCCGAGUGUGGCGGAGGUCACCAGUCUCGCCUGGUAUUCUGCACCAUUGACAAUGAGGCCUACCCGGACCACAUGUGCCAACAUCUGCCUCGGCCGGCCCACCGGCGCUCCUGCAACCUGCACCCUUGUCCACAGACUAAGCGGAUCUCUUUCCUGCACCGGCCUGGAGCGUGGCGCCAUGCUGGAGGCCAGCAUGUGUGUGGGAACAGCUGGAAGGUAGGACCGUGGACGUCCUGCUCGGUCUCCUGUGGGGGUGGAUUCCAGUCUCGCCCUGUCUACUGCGUGUCCUCAGAUGGGGCUGGUGGCCAGGAAGCUGCUGAGGAGAUCCAGUGCGCUGGUCUCCCGGGGAAGCCCCCUUCCACACAGGCUUGCAACCUGCAGCGCUGUGCAGUCUGGCGCGUGGAGCCCUGGGGAGAGUGUUCGGUGACCUGCGGAGCUGGCAUCAGGAAGAGAAGUGUGGCCUGUCGGGGGGAUGGGGAGUCUCUGGUCCAUGCCACAGCAUGCUCCUUGAAGGACAAGCCAACCCUCACAGAGCCCUGUGUACAAGAGGCCUGUCCCAUGUUCCGUGGCCAGGCCUGGCAUGUCAGCCCGUGGAGUCUAUGCUCUAAAAGCUGUGGUUCAGGUACUCGGAGGCGACAGGUCAUCUGUACCAUUGGGCCACCUGGUCACUGUGUGGACCUGCAGUCAUCCAAGCCAGCUGAGGUGGAACCCUGCAACAGACAGCCCUGUCAUCUUCCUCAGGAGAUCCCUAGCAUACAGGAUGCACGGACCCUCCCCUCAGACCCCAGGAUGCUUUUAGGCCCUCAAGUGUCUCCAGCCUCAGACCAGCGGUGGGCUGCCCAGGAGAGAACCAGGGCCCAGAGUAACCCCAGAGACCCCCACCUGUCAUCCUCAGGCCGGGUCCCCACUCUGCAGCAUCCUCCACACCGGCCACCCCCAAGGCCUAGCCCAGGGCCCCGUGACUGCCGACACAGCCCCCACGGGUGCUGCCCUGAUGGCCACACACCAUCUCUUGGGCCACAGUGGCAAGGCUGUCCCCUGGCUGGGGCCUCGUGUCUUCAGAGCAGGUACGGAUGCUGCCCUGAUGGCGUGUCUGUAGCUGAGGGGCCCCAGCAGGCUGGCUGCACCAGGUCUCAUGGCAGUGACAAUACUGGGAACAGGCCAGGGUCCAGGGCAGUGGCUUCCAAGGUCCCCAAGAUCCACCAACCCCAGGCCCAUGAGAGCGAGCCCAGUGAGUGUCAUGGCUCCCAGUUUGGUUGUUGCUAUGACAAUGUGGCUUCUGCAGCUGGUCCCCUGGGGGAAGGCUGUGUGGGCCAGCCCAACUAUGCCUACCCGGUGCGGUGUCUGCUGCCCAGUGCUCAAGGGUCGUGUGGAAACUGGGCUGCCCGUUGGUACUUUGUGCCAUCAGUGGGCAGGUGUAACCGCUUUUGGUAUGGCGGCUGCCACGGCAACGCCAACAACUUUGCAUCGGAGCAGGAGUGCAUGAACAGCUGCCAGGAGCACCACGGGCCCCGGCGUCCCGAGGCAGGGGCCUCUGGUCAUCGUGUCCACGCGGAUGGUGGCCAACGUGGUCCUGGGGGCCAGCAGGAACCUGACUGGCACAGGACAGGAGCCACAGUCCCGAGACUGCCCUCGCCUUCUGGAAGCCCUUGGCGAAGAGAGCAAGAGCCUGGGCCAGGGGACACCUCCCACACCCCAGCCCGUGGAAAAUGGCCCAGAGGUCCCGGACCGGGUAGAGAAGUUGGACCUCCAGUGCCACCCACACGUAGCUCAUCUUACAGGAUCAGCUUGGCAGGCUCGGAGACUGCCCUGGUACAAGCAGCCCAGGGGCAGGCAGUACAGCUUUUUUGUCCUGGCAACACCGGCCCAGAAUUCCAGGCCAGAUGGCAGAAAGAAGGCCGGCCCAUUUCGUCUGACAGGUACCACCUACAGUCAGAUGGCUCCCUCAUCAUCAGCCCCUUGAAGCCAGAGGAUGCUGGCUUCUACAGCUGUCACAGGCCAGGCCAUGACCCCCAGGAGAUCCAGCUUCGAGUCACAGGAGGCGACAUGGCAGUGUUGUCUGAUGUCCAGCAGAGGCAUUUCCCUCAAACCAGGAACCCAAACUCUGGCCAGGGUCCCUGGAAUCCUGGCAUGGAAGCAGGAGCUGGAGGCCACAGGGUUCUCUCAUCCUCACACCCUAGGCCGGCCACCAGGCUGCGUCUGGACCGGACACAGCCCGGGGUGGUGGAUGCCAGUCCUGGCCAGCGGAUCCGGCUGCCCUGCCGUGCUGAAGGUUUGCCAGUCCCUACCAUCGAGUGGCAAAGAGAUGGGCAGCUGGUCUCUUCUCCCAGGCACCAGGUGCAGCCUGAUGGCUCUCUGGUCAUCAGCAGAGUGGCCAUGGAAGAUGGUGGCUUCUACAGCUGUGUUGCUUUUAAUGGGCAGGACCGAGACCAGCGCUGGGUCCAGCUCAGAGUUCUGGGGGAGCUGACAAUCACAGGCCUGCCUCCUACUGUGACGGUGCCAGAGGGUGACACGGCCAGGCUUCUGUGUGUGGUGGCUGGAGAGAGUGUGAACAUUAGGUGGUCCAGGAAUGGACUGCCUGUACAGGCUGACGGCCACCGUGUGCACCAGUCCCCAGAUGGCACACUGUUGAUCCACAACUUGCGGCCCAGGGACGAGGGCUCUUACACAUGCAGUGCCUACCGAGGGAACCAGGCUGUGAGCCGCAGCACGGAGGUGAAGGUGGCCCUGCCAGCACCGGCCGCCGCUCAGUCCAGGGACCUGGGCAGGGAGUGCAUCGACCAGCCUGAGCUGGCCAACUGUGCUCUGAUCCUGCAGGCCCAGCUCUGCGGCAAUGACUACUACUCCAGCUUCUGCUGUGCCAGCUGUGCCCGCUUCCAGCCGAAUGCUCAGCCCGCCUGGCAGCAGGGAUGAAGGCUAGCUGUGGCGCCAGUUCUGGAUGGUUUGCUGGGGAGAAGGGAUGGUAAGAUAUGGCCCACAGAGGGGGUCAUCUUUCAGACACUGGCCCUCUCAGAAACCCAGGGCUAAGCCCCAGCAGCUGCCAGUGCCGGCCUCCCUUGUAGUACUCAGCAGGGUCUGUCUGGCAUGAGCACAGGCUGCCAUGAAGAGGAGGAACCUGCCUACACGGAACUGCUCCUUUACACCUUCCCUCUAUAGUUCCUGCUGCGUUGAGGACCCUUUAUCCAUGCUUGGGA
This is a messenger RNA of Acomys russatus (golden spiny mouse), 4241 nucleotides long. RefSeq names its product papilin, proteoglycan like sulfated glycoprotein (gene Papln). The transcript has 27 exons. Gene Ontology annotation, cellular component: extracellular matrix. Gene Ontology annotation, molecular function: metalloendopeptidase activity; serine-type endopeptidase inhibitor activity. Gene Ontology annotation, biological process: extracellular matrix organization. Bases 1 to 3960 code for a protein of 1319 amino acids. Lineage: Eukaryota; Metazoa; Chordata; Mammalia; Rodentia; Muridae. The record is from RefSeq and is a predicted model, not a curated record.